CCUCCUCUGCCCAGGGUGGAUCUGCAGCAGCAGCUCAUGACCAUCAUAGACGAGAUGGGCAAGGCCUCGGCCAAGGCCCAGAACCUGCCGGUCCCAAUCACCAGCGCUUCACGGAUGCAGACAAACCACCACGUUCUCUACAUCCUGAAGGACAAUGAAGUGAAGACAGCGGGGAAAGGGGCCAUAAUCGGCUUCCUCAAGGUCGGCUACAAGAAGCUCUUCCUGCUGGAUCGCCAUGGGGUUCACAACGAGGUGGAGCCGCUGUGCGUGCUGGACUUCUAUAUCCACGAGUCGCUGCAGAGGCACGGCUACGGCAAGGAGCUGUUCCAGUGCAUGCUGCAGCGCGAGCGAGUGCAGCCCCACCAGCUGGCCGUGGACCGCCCCUCGGAGAAACUCCUCUGCUUCCUCCGCAAGCACUACAACCUGCAGGGGACCAUCCCCCAGGUGAACAACUUUGUGAUCUUCGAGGGCUUCUUUGCCGACCAGCAUGCUCCGGUGAGGAAGUUGCCUUCAAAACGUGCUGAGGAGGAGAUAAAACCCUACUCUCUAACAGACCGAGAGUUCCUGAAGGAGGAGGUGGAGCCACCCUGGCCCUUCAACCAGUCGCAUUCGCUGAACCGCUCCAGCAGCCUGGGGAACUCGCCGGUUCGCACCUGCCUCAAGCCCUUCCUCAACGAGCAGGAGCUGCUGCGGAACCUGCGCCUCUGCCCCCCACACGCGGCUGCCCACCACCUGCUCAACGGCGAGCAGGGCGAGCCGGCCGCCCAGAGGCGGAGAACCAGCUCCCUCACCCGCUCGGAAAACACCAGCCAUUGACGUCGCCGCUGUGUCCCCCACCCCCGUCCCGGCUUGGUCGUCCAUUUGUGUCUUGAGAUCUCGGCAAGGGGGGGGUUCAGCCCUCUUGCGCCUCCCCAGCCCUUUUUUAUACGCUUGGGGGGGCUGGCGCAGACGCCGGGUUAUUUCCGGGGCUCAGUGGGUGUUUUUCCUGGGCUGCUUGUUUUUCUAUGGAAUGAUCCUAAAACACCCUCCGAAGAGGGAUCCGGUCCCGUUAGCACAGUAGCUCUCCCCCGCCCCCUUUUUUUUAAAUAUGCAUAUGUUGUACUUUGGAUCCAAAACUCUCAGAGGUUUACAGUGGGAAAUCUGGUUCUGAUCGUUCCUCCCGUGCCGGAUCUCAAAAUGGGAUCUGCUGCUUGGUGCCAGAUCAGAUCCUCCCCCUUGUGUUUGUCUGUAGGUGGAUUUAAAGCGAAGGAUCCACUGAAAAUUGGCAACCGCAGACUCAGAAAUAGGACCCCCUUGUUUGUCUUGGGAUCUAAGUGGGAUCCACUCUAGCUUGCCAGGGGACUCAAACUAGGUCUCCUCAAUCCACUCUAGAACCAGGUCCCCUUGCAGAUCACCAAUGGCUUACUUAAGGAUAGAAUCCAUGUGUGUUCCUUAGUGGGUGGAUCUAAAAGCGAUCCACUAAUUUGCUGACUUGAGAAAGGGAUCCCUUUAUUUUUCUGAGUGACUGGAUCUAAAAGGGAUCACCAAAUGCUAACCUCAUAAUCAGAAAUAGGUUCCCCUUACGUUUUUCGGUGGAUCUAAGUGAGAUCCAAUGUGGGUGGAGUCUAGAGCAAGGUGCCCCUUGUGGCUCAUGCUUGCUGAAUUUAAAGGAUCUACUGCUGAUCACCAAUUACUGGUUAUGUUUCUUAACUGGUGGAUCUAAAAGGGAUCUGCUGCAGGUCCCACCUUAGCAACACCCAAGACCAACAGGCUCCUGCGUCCUCCAAAGGCGAUCCGCUACAUGUUGCCAAUUGCUAAAUCCAACAAAUAGAGCCCGCCCCCAGCUUCCUGGUUGGCUGGGUUGCCAUAUGGCUCCAUUACAAAUGCCUCCUAAAAAAGUUGUCUACAAAUUGCCAAUGGCUAGAGCCUCAAGAGGGAUCCACUGUCUACUGCCAGAUCCCUUCGAGGGGUCCCUUCAGCUGACAGAUCCAUGGUAGGGAUCUAUGGAGGACGUGGCCAGUAGCCAGAUGCCCCCAAAGGGAACCACUGUUAAUGACUUCUCAGUUGCUUUUGCCCCAGUUCCCCUGAAGGCAUCACAGCUAUUCGUAGGCAGAAGAGUCUAGUGGAUUAGAGUAGGGGGGCUUGAGAGCCAGGACUCCUCGGUUCUAUCCUCAGUUCUGGGAGCGGAGGGGCCUAGUGGGUUAAAGCAGGAAGGCUGGGAGUAGAGAUCCCUGAGUCUCUUCACAGACUUACAAUGUGAAACUGGGCAAGUCCUUUCCCCUCUCUGUGCCUCAGUUUCCCCAUCUGUAAAUGAGGAUAAAAUUAGGGCCCCAUCUCCCACGGAUGUCAUGAGGCUUAAUGAAAGUGUUAAUUAGUUAAUAAUUAUUAACACUGGAAAACUUUGGUUCUAAAUCCUCCCCGACCCGAAUCUGGUGCACUUAUUUUUAAAUUAUAUUAGAACCUGGAGGAGGACCAGCUGAGAUCAGGGCCCCAUUGUGCCGGGCGCUGCAC
This is a messenger RNA of Terrapene triunguis (Three-toed box turtle), 2490 nucleotides long. RefSeq names its product alpha tubulin acetyltransferase 1 (gene ATAT1). Gene Ontology annotation, molecular function: tubulin N-acetyltransferase activity. Gene Ontology annotation, biological process: alpha-tubulin acetylation. Gene Ontology annotation, cellular component: microtubule. The record is from RefSeq and is a predicted model, not a curated record. The transcript has 9 exons. Lineage: Eukaryota; Metazoa; Chordata; Testudines; Emydidae. The coding region runs from base 37 to 816 and encodes 259 amino acids.